Thyridium curvatum is the source of this 1044-nucleotide messenger RNA. RefSeq lists its product as uncharacterized. Gene Ontology annotation, molecular function: palmitoyl-(protein) hydrolase activity. The coding region runs from base 1 to 1044 and encodes 347 amino acids. Gene Ontology annotation, cellular component: membrane. The transcript has 3 exons. The record is from RefSeq and is a predicted model, not a curated record. Lineage: Eukaryota; Fungi; Ascomycota; Sordariomycetes; Thyridiales; Thyridiaceae.
AUGGUUGAUUUCCCACGCGCCCUCCCCGCCUGGCGUUGGUCUUGGGGAGAAGAGGAGGUCGAUCCAUUCAAACGCUUUCAUUCUGCCGCCUCUCAUGUUCACUGGCCUGCUGGCGGCGAUGUGGGUCUUCCGCCAAAUGCUCGGAGCGAGAGGAUCGAGACAUAUGAAAAAGAGUGUACGGGCGUCCGAUGGAGGGCGGAACGAACCCGUGCCGAAGACGGCACCAACAUAGCACUCGCGGUUGGAGAUGUCACUCUACCAGAUGGAAAGGCGAGUUCAGAGCCAUCAUCUCACAUAUACAUCUUAUACUUUCAGGGCAAUGCAUCGUCGCUUCCACCUCGUCUGCCGUACUUGUCAAAGGUCCUUCGGCCUAUUGCGAAGCUCGACGAGGUGCGCAAAGGAAGGACUCGUGUCACCAUGGUCUGUCUCAGCUACCGAGGCUACUGGACGUCCAAGGGAAGCCCAUCGGAGACAGGCAUCAACCAAGAUGCAGUCGCGGCAGUGAAAUGGGUUGCUCAGCUUCACGAGAACACCUAUGCGAACAACCAAGAUGACAGACUGGUGAAGCCGACACUGCUCUUAUGGGGACAAAGCAUUGGGUCGGGUAUUGCAACGAACCUAGCGGCUGCAUGUGCAAUGGAUGCGCCCAUGCCCGUGAGAGCAAUGAUUUUGGAAACACCAUUUCUCUCGGUGCGAGAAAUGUUGGUCAUCCUAUAUCCUUGGAAAUGGGUACCCUAUAGGUACCUCUGGCCUUUCCUUCGUAAUCAUCUGGAUAGUUGGAGGAAUCUCGGCACGAUCACCGAUUGUCACAGAGCGAAGAAUGCAACUUUACCAAAGAUAUUCAUCCUCGAAGCUGGGAAAGAUGAGUUGGUUCCCGCUGAGCAGGGAACAAGACUACAUCAGAGGUGUCUAGAGCUUGCAUUACCGGUCGAGAAAAAGACUGUCGCUGGUGCCUUUCAUAACGAGGCGAUCGUGCGACUGGAUGGCCGACAAGCGGUCACCGACUUCAUCAGCAGACAGAUCACGACACCGGCGCGGCGGUAA